AGAGCAGUGUUUUGAUUUAGUACUCUGGAAAAAAGUAAUUUCUAUUUAUUCUGCACAGUGUAAUUAUUUUUAUUCUAUCCAACAAAACUAUUUAAUGACUCCCCUUUCUCUUGAUUCUAAUCGCGUAUACAUAACUAUACGAAAUACUCUGUUUUACUUAUGAGGUCAAUGACACUCUAUUGAAAAUGACAGUGUAUUUAGUGUCGAUAUGUAGUAAGAGCAGACAAUACAAAUGAAAACAUCCCUGAAUAGUGAAUCUCAGAAAAGUACAAUGGUAAGCAAACAUACGUGUUUAAACAGAAAUUAAAAGAUAUGGAAGUACAAGAGGAUUGUACACUUCGAAGACAGCCAGUUCGUCGUUACCAAAAUGAUUACAAAUCUGAUGGACAUGUGUCAACUUCAAUGAUGGUCAAUCAGCCACAGUAUUUAAACGUAGGCAGACCUACAGUUCGAAUAGCUGUAAACUUAAUGACUGGAGUUUUUCUAACAAUGGAUAUCGAACAGAAUUUUACUGCCCAACAAAUUCUUGCAAUAAUACAGACUGAAGGAGAACUAGGACUAACAAGAGCUCCUUUACUAACUGGACAGACAGUGUUUGCUCUAUGGCUUUGCUCAUCAAGACUAGAAGUUCAAUUACGUUCAAGCCACAAACCUAUAGAAUUGGCAGCAAAGUGGAACCGCUUAGUGAGAAAAUAUAGUUCAGAUAUAGAAGAGACUGAUGAAGAACCUUUAUUAUGUCUCAGGAGGAACGUAUUUCUUUCGCGAUCGGAUGAGGAACAGAUAAAGGAAGCUAAAGUGCUAGAAUUAUUAUAUGCAGAAGCUAGGAAUAAUGUACUGCAAGGACGCUAUCCGUGCGAAGGUCAAGCACGAUACGCGAGCUUAGGAGCACUUCAAGCACGCAUCGAACUCGGCCCGUACAAUCCUCAGAGUCAUACUCUAGCAUUCUUUAGAAGACAUCGUGGUCGGUUUCUACCGCAUCACUACACUUCUCCCAGUUUGCUGUUGGGACUAGGCCUUGGAUUAGGUUUGGUGGGAGGAAAAGGAGCACCAGAGGCACGCCUUCUCGAACAGUACAAACGAAUACCUAAUCAUACGGGAACUAAUACGAAUUCACGGAAACUGAUCAGAAAAUACUUGGAGUUUUGUUGGAGUUUGCCAUGUUACGGAGCAGCAUUUUUUCAAGGGCAGAUCGAACGUCCUGUAAGAGGUUUAGCGUCAUGGAUCACGAAUCGCGAUAUGCACGUACUUAUAGCUAUAAAUUCAUCAGGAGUUUAUAUCGUCGACGAUAUGCAAUGCAGCUUACUACUGGGAUUGAGAUAUUCAGAACUGAGUUGGGAAAUGGCAAAGCCUUCCGACGAGGGUAAUCUAGAUUGUCUACCUUGUCUAUUCUUACAGUUUCCUGUACGAGAAAAUGGAGCACGAGUUUAUAAAAUUCUACAAGUAUUCUCACGACAAGCAAUAAUGAUGGAUACGUUGAUCUCUGGUUUCGCCGAGGAACAUCGUCGUCACGGGGCUAAUGGUGAUGUUGCAAACAUCGAACGUUUAUCUGAUCACUCGAUAGGUUGCAACACAGGAAGUUUUACAAAUAAACUUAGUAAAUUUACAUUGGCCACUUUCGAUGACGAAGGUCGAUGUAUCGGACAAAUGGGCUCAUGGUCUUUUCAAUAAAUGUAUUUAUUUGAGUUGCGUAUGACUUCUCUCAUAUCGCCAUCAUUAUCACUAGAAACAAUCGAUUUCUUACCUGUUGCUUUCAUGUAGUUUUUUGGAGUGACGCCAGAUAUGGACUUUGUUGCAAGUGAUUCAC
This is a messenger RNA of Hylaeus volcanicus, 1804 nucleotides long. RefSeq names its product FERM domain-containing protein 8 (gene Bili). The record is from RefSeq and is a predicted model, not a curated record. The transcript is spliced from 6 exons. The coding region runs from base 313 to 1668 and encodes 451 amino acids. NCBI's taxonomy places the organism in Eukaryota, Metazoa, Arthropoda, Insecta, Hymenoptera, Colletidae. Gene Ontology annotation, biological process: negative regulation of canonical Wnt signaling pathway. Gene Ontology annotation, cellular component: plasma membrane; cytoskeleton.